GGUCAAUACAAUAUAUGGAGUGGCGGAGGAGUACAAGGGGGCAGCAUCGGCAAUUGGGGAGGGACUAGAAACGACAGAACCACUCCAAAACUUCCAACACUUUGUCCUCUUCGUCCUUCGGCGACGGCAUAUACACUCCUCUAAAAGGAAGCUGAUCCUUUUCAAACAUGAGUCUCGAGGGGGGAAUGAAGUGUGUCAAGUUCAUGCUCUUCUUUUUCAACUUCAUUUUCUGGUUAUGUGGCCUGGCGCUGAUUGUAGUGGGAGUCCUGGUUCAAGUGUCCUUGCAUAACACCCUGAUGAUCAGGGAUGCGUCUGCGUCAGGAGCUCCCAUCGUCAUCAUCGCCGUUGGUGUGGUCAUUUUCUUUGUUGCUUUCUUCGGCUGCUGUGGUGCCUGGAAGGAGAACUACUGCAUGGUGACCAUGUUUGCCAUCCUUCUCUCACUGGUCAUCCUUGUUCAGAUUGCCACAGCAAUCGCUGGUUACAUCUUCAGAAACAAAGUCUCAGACGUCGUCCAGGCUAGUUUGACUGACAUGAUUUCCAGUUACAGCAACAGCUCAGCUGAAUUCAGAGCCAGCGUGGAUGUACUGCAGGAGGAUUUGAAAUGCUGCGGCAUGAACAACUCCACAGACUGGAGAAGCUUCCGACCCGAUGGGAACUCCGUACCGGACUCGUGCUGUUUGAAUGUCUCUACAAAUUGUGGAAUUGGUGCCAUGACAGACUCUGCCAAAGUGUACCAAGAGGGUUGUCGCAAAGCAGUCGAGGAGUUACUCAAGAAAAACAUCCAGUGGGUGAUAAUUGCAGCCCUGGUUCUUGCUUUUAUCGAGAUCGCAGGCGUUGUGUUUGCCUGUGUGCUGAUGAGAGGCAUCCGCAGCGGCUACGAAGUCAUGUGAUUCAGUUCAGUUCAUACCUACGUAACAAUGGCGCUUAAAUAUUUUUUUUU
This is a messenger RNA of Dunckerocampus dactyliophorus (ringed pipefish), 940 nucleotides long. It is a transcript of the gene cd63, whose product is annotated as CD63 molecule. Lineage: Eukaryota; Metazoa; Chordata; Actinopteri; Syngnathiformes; Syngnathidae. The record is from RefSeq and is a predicted model, not a curated record. The transcript has 8 exons. The coding region runs from base 168 to 890 and encodes 240 amino acids. Gene Ontology annotation, cellular component: membrane.